Molecule: messenger RNA, 1680 nt
Organism: Tarenaya hassleriana
Lineage: Eukaryota; Viridiplantae; Streptophyta; Magnoliopsida; Brassicales; Cleomaceae
Product: RHOMBOID-like protein 13
Exons: 1
Coding region: 405-1214 (269 amino acids)
Cellular component (GO): membrane
Molecular function (GO): serine-type endopeptidase activity
Source: RefSeq, a predicted model, not a curated record
GCUCUGAUUCUGCUUGGUGCGAUGGAAAACGAUAAAUUUUCCGAGAAAAUCUAGAAGGUAGCGCGAAGAUUCGGAUCGACUUCAACGAAGGAAGAUCUCUCUUUAUCGUUCUAGAGAAAAGCGACAGCUGAUUUAUAAUUGAUUCGGAGUUCACUGAGUCCACAUUGAUUCGAGUUUUAUCCUAUGAAAACCUAAUUCUCUGGUCUCUGUAUCUCGUCUGAUUCAACGAAUCAGAUGUAUUGAUCUGAUUCUUUUUCAGACCGGAAUUUUGGUUCCUUUCGAGAUUUCUUCAGCAGAUUGGUAGGCAAAUAAUUUCCUAGUUACUCUCUACGUUGAUUAUUGGAAUCAAGGUGUCGGCUUUUUGUGAUCCCGACUCGAGAGAAAGCAGUUGAGGGUUUUGAAGAAUGGGAAGGCCGUUGUUUUAUGAUGUCCUGGAAAAGCCUGCGACGAGCUGUAUCAUAACAUUAUGUAGUGUUGUAUGGUUCGUGAUUCAGAAGAAGAGUAUUGGAUAUGCCCAAGUGGGGUUGAGCUAUGAAAACGCAGUGGAAGGGCACUACUGGAGGAUUAUCACUUCGGCAUUCUCACAUAUCAGCGUCUUGCAUCUUGUCUUCAACAUGAGUGCUUUGUGGAGUCUUGGAGUUGUGGAACAACUCGGACAUGCCGGUCUUGGAGCCGGUUAUUACCUGCAUUACACUCUUGUCCUUAUUGUCUUGUCCGGUGUUUUGGUUCUUGGGAUCUACCAUUUGUUGAUCGUGAGAUUUAAGGUUGAUUAUUUUAGGAGAGUUACUGCUGUUGGGUACUCCUGCGUUGUUUUUGGGUGGAUGACGAUUCUCUCUGUGAAGCAACCCUCUUCAAAGCUGGAUCUUUUUGGGUUUCUGUCCCUUCCCAUUAGUUUUGCACCCUUUGAAUCACUCGUUUUCACGUCGAUUAUUGUUCCACAAGCCAGUUUCCUGGGACAUUUGUCAGGAAUCCUUGUCGGGUAUGCCAUAUCUUGGGGUAUGAUUGGUGGGAUGAAUAACUACUGGGCUCUUACCAUGUUGGGUUGGAUAGUAGUGGUGUUUGUUAUCAGUUUGAAGAAGUCUGGUGCUUAUGAUGUCAGAUUUCUGGAGAUUGAAUCGGUUACUGAUCCUUCUUUGCCUUCAGUGCGGUUUGUUGGAAAUGGCCGAACCUUGCGAAUGAGUGCAGUUGCUGUCAGUGGACUGGAGAUCGUUUAGUCUAAAUUACAUGAUUGCUGUUGCAUCCCGGGAGAUAUGUACUCGAAGGUCAGACGGUGUAUUGUUUCUACUGACGACAGAUCUGAAAUAUCAAGAGAGAGAGACUGAUCCCUCAGCUGGGUAAGAGUUUCCAGCCAUGGCUCCUUCAGGCUUUGCUUGAACUCUCUGUGGACAGGUUUGAUGCAUAACGAGGUGUCUCUGCCCAUCUGCUUGCAAUUGACAUAUAUACAGUCGGGAUUUCUCGGUCAUUAUAAGAAAGAUUGGUGAGAUAAGAGAAUUGCCAUGUCUUUCAUGUAUAGUGAAGGGGUAUGGUCUCAUGUUAAAGAUGCACCAUUUCAUGAGUAACCUGUUUCUCCAUGUCGUAUGUUAGAUUUGACCAUUUUGUUCAUAGUUCCACCCACGAAUGUACAAACUAAAGCGUCUGUCGCUGAAUCUUCUCGUCUGUAAAUUUUAAUUUUUUUGCAAA